AUGCCUGCCAGGGUGGAAGGCGUCCCCGGCCGGGGCUGGGCACCCCGGUGCCCGGUGGCGGGGGAGCGGUCAUUUGAGGGAAAGGGGCUUUGAAGGGAGACGAGGCGGGGCCUGGCUCCGGAAGCGAAUCCGGGUCGCCGAGGCCGACCGGGAGGCCCUCAGUCGGUCACCGUGCCCCCCGUGUCGCCCCUUCAGGUGUCCCCCGGCGUCCCAGACAUGAGCGGAGGAACUCUGGCCGGAGGGCCGGCGGGGCCGGGCCCCGGCCCCGGGGAGCGCUUCGAAGGCGUCCGGCCGCCCGGCCCCGGGUCGGCCGACGACACGGACGCCAACAGCAACGGGUCCAGCGGCAACGAGUCCAACGGGCGGGAGUCCCGCGGGGCCUCCCAGCGCAGCUCCCACAGCUCCUCGUCCGGCCACGGCAAGGACUCGGCCCUGCUCCGCUCCACGGGCAGCAGCAAGAGCACCAACUCCCAGAGCCCAUCCCCGCCCAGCAGCUCGGCCGCCUACAGCCUCCUCAGCGCCAGCUCCGAGCAGGACAACCCGUCCACCAGCGGCUGCAGCAGCGAGCAGUCGGCCCGGGUGAAGACGCAGAAGGAGCUGAUGAAGGCCCUGAAGGAGCUGAAGCAGCGGCUGCCCGGCGAGCGGCGGGGAACGGGCCGCUCGGGGACGCUGGCCACCCUGCAGUACGCUCUGUCCUGCGUCAAGCAAGUCCAGGCCAAUCAGGAUUACUACCAGCAGUGGAGCCUGGAGGACGGGCCGCCCGGCGCCGCCUCGGACCUCUCCUGCUACACCCUGGAGGAGCUGGAGAGCAUCUCAUCCGAGUACACCCUCAGCAACCAGGACACGUUCUCGGCGGCCGUGUCCUUCCUGACGGGCCGCAUCCUGUACGCGUCGGACCAGGCGGCCCCGCUGCUGCGCUGCCGGCCCGAGCGGCUGCGGGGGGCCCGCUUCUCGGAGCUCCUGGCCCCGCAGGACGUCGCCGUCUUCUACGGCUCCACCGCCCCUUCCCGCCUGCCCCGCUGGGGGACCGCGGCCCCUCCCGCCUCAGGCCCUCUAAAUUACGCCCAAGAGAAGGCCAUAUAUUGCCGUAUCAGGGGCGGCCCCCCGGACCAAGCCCCACACUACCAGCCCUUCCGCCUGACCCCCUACGCCAUGAAGCUGCGGCCGACGGACGGGGCCCCCGGCCAGCCCUGCUGCCUGCUCAUCGCGGAGCGCGUCCACUCGGGCUACGAGGCCCCCCGGAUCCCCCCAGACAAGAGGAUCUUCACCACCCGCCACACGACCGGCUGCGUGUUCCAGGACGUGGACGAGAGGGCGGCCCCUCUCCUGGGUUACCUGCCCCAGGACCUGGUCGGGGCCCCCGUACUGCUGUUCCUGCACCCCGACGACCGGCCCCUCAUGCUGGCCAUCCACAAGAAGAUCCUCCAGCUCGCCGGCCAGCCCUUCGACCACUCCCCCAUCCGCUUCUGCGCCCGCAACGGAGACUACCUGACUCUGGACACCAGCUGGGCCGGCUUCGUGCACCCCUGGAGCCGCAAGGUGACCUUCGUGCUGGGCCGGCACAAAGUGCGCACGGGCCCCCUGAACGAGGACGUGUUCGCCCCGCCCCCGCCCCCCACGGCCCGCGCCCCGGACCCCGGCGUGCAGGAGCUGUCGGAGCGGAUCCACCGGCUGCUCCUCCAGCCCGUGCACAGCACGAGCCCCACGGGCCCGUGUGGGGUGGGGGUCGCAGCCGCCUCCCCCGGACCCUCCUUCAGCCCCGGCUCCUCCAGCGACAGCAACGGUGGCGGGGAAGUGGAUGGUCCCCGCACUCCUGCCCCGCUCACAUUCCAGCAGAUCUGUAAGGACGUCCACUUGGUGAAACACCAGGGUCAACAGCUAUUCAUCGAAUCCAGAGCCCGCCGGGCCCGGCCCCCUCGCCACCGCCCCCGCCCAGUCCCAGAUGCCAUCAAGCCCGGUUCCCUCCCAGACCAUCCCCCAGGCUCAGCCGCCGGCCCCGGCCGCACCCCCAGCCCUCCCUCCGUGGUCACCCCGGGCCCGGAGGACUCGGGCCGGAAAGAACCAUCGAACUGCUCCUACCAACAGAUCAAUUGCCUGGAUGGCAUCAUCAGGUACCUGGAGAGCUGCAGCGUUCCCAGCACCGUGAAGCGGAAAUGCGGCUCCUCUUCCUACACCGCCUCGUCCGCCUCCGACGACGACAAGCAGAAGGCCGGAGAGGACCCGGCCGUGGGGCCCAGAAAAGAUCCGUCCGACGAGCCCUCCCGGCCCCGGGCGGGUGUCCCAAGGCCGCCCCUGCGGAAGGAGCCGGUGGUGGGGGGGCCGCUGACCCCGCUCGCGCUGCCCAAUAAGGCGGAGAGUGUGGUGUCCAUCACCAGUCAGUGUAGCUUCAGCUCCACCAUCGUCCAUGUGGGAGACAAGAAGCCCCCGGAGUCGGAUAUCGUCAUGCUGGAGGAGGCGGCCGGCGGCGGCGGCCCGGCGCCCGAGCCCGGCCCCGCGCUGACCCCGGACCCUUACCGGAGCGUGGGACUGACCAAAGAGGUGUUGUCCCUGCACACGCAACAGGAGGAGCAGGCGUUCCUGACCCGCUUCCGAGACCUCAGCCGCCUGCGCGUUUUGGAUCGAGAGUCCGGGCUGCCCAGCCCGCCGGCCCAGCCAGGCCGGAGGGGCGGCCGGUUGGGCCCCCACCACCACCCGGGCCGGCGGCAAGGGCGAUCCAAGGCCAAGCGGCCCCGGCCCCUCCAGGCCGCCGGGCCCAACGCCGCCGCCGCCGCCCCCCGGCCCUCGCCGCCUUCUCCCGCCUCGCCCUGGCCCACGUCGCCCGGCCCCCCGGCCCCCGCCCUGCCCUUUCCCGCCCUGCUGCCCACCUACCCGCUUCCCGUUUACCACCCCCGGGCCGGUGGACCCCCUCCGCCCGCCCCCCCGCCCUUCCCCUCUCCACUGGUGACCCCCAUGGUGGCCCUGGUCCUCCCGAACUACCUGCUGCCACCGCCGCCGCCGCCGCCCCCCGUCUCGGGGUACCCCUUCGGCGUCCCCCUGGCCCCGCCGGCCCCGGGUUCGGGAUCGCCCUCGCCCCCCCCGCCGGCCAGCCCCCCCUCGGCCCGCCCCACCUCGCCCCUGUUCGACUCGCGCUGCAGCUCCCCGCUCCAGCUGAACCUGCUGCAGCUGGAGGAGCCGCCCCGGGCCGACGGGGGGCCGGGGGGCCCCGGCGGCGGCGGCGGGCCCUGUCCACCCCCAGACUGACCCUGCCCCCCGUGUCCCCAGGCAGAGGUGAAUGAAUCGUCCAAUCAGGAUGCCCUCUCCGGGUCCAGUGACCUGCUGGAGCUGCUGCUGCAGGAAGAUUCGCACUCGGGCUCCGGCUCCGGCUCCGCCGCCUCGGGCUCCCUGGGUUCCGGCUCCCGCUCCGGUUCCCGGGGCCGCAGCACCUCAGCCAGCGGUACCCGCGGCAGUGAGAGCAGCCACACCAGCAAGUACUUCGGCAGCAUCGACUCCUCGGAGGCGGAGCCGGCGGGGGGGCCCGCGGGGGCCGAGCCCGGCGAGCAGGUCAUCAAAUACGUCCUGCAGGACCCCAUCUGGCUGCUCAUGGCCAACGCGGACCACAAGGUCAUGAUGACCUACCAGAUCCCUGCGAGGGACGCGGAGUCGGUGCUACAGCGCGAUCUGGAGCGGCUCCGAACCAUGCAGAAGCAGCAGCCGCGCUUCUCCGAGGACCAGCGGAGGGAACUGGGGGCUGUGCACCCCUGGGUCCGUGGGGGGCUGCUGCCCCGGGCCAUCGACAUCACGGCCUGUGUUGACUGUGGCAGCAGCGGCCCCGGCCCCCCGUACACGGAGGAGGAAGAAGGGGGGCUGCUGGAAGGACUCCUGGAGCCGAUGGAGGAGGGGAGCACCACCGCCGGAGACGGCCAUGGAGGAGGAGGAGGGGGCCGGACCCGGGGCGGCCCCCGAGACCGCCGGAUGAGCCCGUCGGAGGGGACCCGGCCCCCGCCCGCCCCUCCACACUCUGAGCCAGGACUUGGGGGGCCGCCGAAGAACCAGUGAGACCCCCCUCAAGGCCCAGGCUGGCGAAAGGGAAGAAAUUGGGGCUGGUCAAUGAGGGGCACCCCUUCCCUGUCUCCUGGGAAACCGAGGGACAGGACCCUCCUGGAACCCGGCCCAUCCCACUGGGCCGCUCGGGUCUUGACCCUUCUCUUAAGGGGGGGACCCUGGACCGGUGGAAGUGUGGUUUAUUGUAGGGGGGUGUGGGUGGUCUCCCAGACGCCAGCCCAUCAGCCGAUGCCGCUCUGACUGGCCUGGGAGGAUGGACGGCCCCAGGUACCGAGACCCCCCAAGCUGCCAGGGGCCGCGGGGGCGUCCCGUCUCCCCCGUAGCCUUUGCGUUUUUGAUAUUGUUGUGUCCGUCUCUUUUUAUAUAUAAAGAAAAACAUUCAACUCG
Tachyglossus aculeatus (Australian echidna) is the source of this 4428-nucleotide messenger RNA. RefSeq names its product period circadian regulator 1 (gene PER1). Lineage: Eukaryota; Metazoa; Chordata; Mammalia; Monotremata; Tachyglossidae. Gene Ontology annotation, molecular function: transcription cis-regulatory region binding; transcription corepressor binding. Gene Ontology annotation, cellular component: nucleus; cytoplasm. Gene Ontology annotation, biological process: entrainment of circadian clock by photoperiod; circadian regulation of gene expression; negative regulation of transcription by RNA polymerase II. The record is from RefSeq and is a predicted model, not a curated record.